This is a messenger RNA of Gilbertella persicaria, 613 nucleotides long. RefSeq lists its product as uncharacterized. The transcript has a single exon. The coding region runs from base 22 to 507 and encodes 161 amino acids. Lineage: Eukaryota; Fungi; Mucoromycota; Mucoromycetes; Mucorales; Choanephoraceae. The record is from RefSeq and is a predicted model, not a curated record.
CAUUUUUUCUUCUUCUUUAUCAUGAACCGUUUGGGUUUUGGCGACUUUCAUCAAAAACACUUUGGUCCAGAACAACAGCAAUACUGGCAAUCUAUACUCUUUCAACAACCAGCACCUGAAUACAAUACAGUUGAUCAUGUAUAUUAUGAUGAACAACAGCAAGAUCAAUACCAUGAUCUAGAUCAAGACAAUCAGGAACUCUCUCAAGAAGUCAAAGAUAUUCUUGAUUUCUCAGCAGCCUAUCAAAGAGAACGCGAAUUAGAGCGUUCAAAGCAAGAAGAAGAGGAAAAAGAAGACACUGAGAACUGGAUCUAUGAUGAAUCUACUAUUCAUUUCAGCAAAGGAGGUGUAGAAGCACCUGCAACAACCUUAGUAUUAACACAACCGAGACCAAUUCAACCAAGUAAAAUAAGAAUGCAACAAGACUUACUCAAUUCAGCUUACUUAAAAAGCUGUUUGGAUCAAGAGCAUGUUGUACUCUGGCCUGUGAUUCCUUUAAACCUUUAACAUGACGUGAUGAAACGGACUUUAUCGAGUUGAAUCUCCGGUAGUCUUUUCGUAUAAAAUCUUUUUUUUUCUCCUUUUUUUUCUUAGUUUUUUCCUUCUUUUUGCA